AUGGCAUCGAGAGACUUCGAGCCCCUUGGUGUUAUGGCCUUCGAGGGAACUACUGACCUCGCAGAAGUGAAGGUAUGGUUGGACCGAAUAGGGAAAUGUUUCAAUGUGAUGAACUAUCCGGAAGACCGUAAAUUCGGGUUAGUUGUGUUUCUAUUGCAAAAAGGAGCAAAAAAAUGGUGGAAGAUGGUAUCUGCUAGGCAGAAUAGCUCAAUUGCUUUGUUGUGGCCUGAAUUUAGGAAGGCUUACAAGGACAAGUAUUACCCUAGCUCUUUUCGAGAAGCAAAAAGAGAUGAGUUCUUUAGGUUGGUGCAAGGAACUUUAACAGUUGCUAAGUAUGAACAGAAAUUCAUGAAACUAUCUCAGUAUGCUCUUCCCAUUAUAGCGAAAGAAAAAUACCAAUGUAAAAGGUUCGAGAAUGGUUUGAGAAAGAAGAUUAGAACUCUAGUAACUUCUAUAGCCAACUGA
Benincasa hispida (wax gourd) is the source of this 465-nucleotide messenger RNA. Lineage: Eukaryota; Viridiplantae; Streptophyta; Magnoliopsida; Cucurbitales; Cucurbitaceae. The record is from RefSeq and is a predicted model, not a curated record.